Molecule: messenger RNA, 1752 nt
Organism: Melospiza georgiana
Lineage: Eukaryota; Metazoa; Chordata; Aves; Passeriformes; Passerellidae
Gene: SMYD1
Product: SET and MYND domain containing 1
Exons: 10
Coding region: 34-1509 (491 amino acids)
Cellular component (GO): nucleus
Molecular function (GO): protein binding; histone H3K4 methyltransferase activity
Source: RefSeq, a predicted model, not a curated record
GACACCCACCUCCCACAGCCUGGGCUCCCUGGGAUGACCAAAGGAGGAAUGGAGUCCGUGGAAUUGUUCACAGCCGAAGGCAAAGGCCGGGGAUUGAAAGCCCAGAAGGAAUUCCUGCCUGGGGAUGUCAUCUUUGCAGAGCCAGCCUACGCAGCCGUGGUUUUUGACAGCCUGACCCACGUCAUCUGCCACACCUGCUUCAAGAGGCAGGAGAGGCUGCACCGCUGCGGGCAGUGCAAGUUUGCCCAUUACUGCGACAGGACCUGCCAGAGAGCGGCCUGGCUCAACCACAAAAACGAGUGCUCUGCCAUCAAGAGGCAUGGCAAGGCACCCUCCGAAAACAUCAGGCUGGCUGCCCGCAUCCUGUGGAAGAUGGAGCGGGAGGGCACGGGGCUGUCCGAGGGCUGCCUGGUGCCCAUCGAGGAGCUGCAGAACCACGUGGACAGCUUUGGGGAGGAGGAGAAGAAGGAGCUGCGGGCUGACGUGGAGAGUUUCCUGGAGUUCUGGCCGCCCCACUGCCAGCAGUUCGGCAUGCAGCUCAUCUCCCACAUUUUCGGGGUGAUCAGCUGCAAUGGCUUUACCCUCAGUGACCAAAGAGGACUGCAGGCUGUUGGAGUGGGAAUCUUCCCCAACCUCUGCCAGGCCAACCACGACUGCUGGCCCAACUGCACUGUCGUCUUCAACAAUGGCAAUCAUGAGGCUGUAAGAUCAAUGUUCCACACACAGAUGAGGAUCGAGCUGAGGGCCCUGAGCAAGGUUUCCCCGGGGGAUGAGCUGACGGUUUCCUACGUGGAUUUCCUCAGCCUGAGCGAGGAGCGGCGCGCGCAGCUCAAGAGGCAAUAUUACUUCGACUGCGCCUGCGAGCACUGCAAGAAACAGCUCAAGGAUGACCUGAUGCUGGCAGUGAAGGCAGGGGAAAGCAAGCCCUCUGCAGACACGGUGAAGGAGGUGAUCCAGCUCUCCAAGGACACGCUGGAGAAGAUCAACAAGGCCCGCAUGGAGGGACAUUACCACGAGGUUGUGAAGCUGUGCCGUGACUGCCUGAAGAAACAGGAGCCUGUGCUGGGGGACACCAACAUUUACCUGCUGAGGAUCCUCAGCAUUGCCUCCGAGGUGCUCUCCUACCUGCAGAUGUUCGAGGAAGCAGCUGACUAUGCCAAGAGGAUGGUGGAUGGCUACCUGAAAAUUUACCAUCCCAACAACGCUCAGCUGGGGAUGGCCGUGAUGCGGGCGGGAGUGACUCACUGGCACGCUGGCCUCAUUGAAGCUGGCCAUGGCCUGAUCUGCAAAGCCUAUGCCAUCCUCCUGAUAACCCACGGACCUUCCCACCCAAUUACCAAAGACCUGGAGGUCAUGCGUGUGCAGACGGAGAUGGAGCUGCGCAUGUUCCAGCAGAACGAGUUCAUGUAUUACAAGAUGAGGGAAGCUGCCCUCAAGAACCAGAAGAUCCAAGUCAUGCCUGAGCCCAGCAAUGAGAAUGCACCAAGCCUCUUCCACAAAAAGGAAUAAACCCAGAGCUUGGCACCAAUUCAUGCCUGCAGGGUACCAUCACCCGUGGCACUUCCACACACUGGGAAUGUCAUACAGCAAUGGGAUAUGUCCAAGGAUUGUUUCCAGUGGCACAAGUCUGACAGAAUGGACCUGCUGGGGAGUAUCCUGAAAACUCUUCUGAGGGCUUAAAGCAGAAGAGGUCCUGGCAGAAAAAACAUCCCUUUUUCUAUCACUAAGGCAUUAAAUAAUCAAAGAAAAAAA